Galeopterus variegatus (Sunda flying lemur) is the source of this 3304-nucleotide messenger RNA. RefSeq names its product integrin, alpha 2b (platelet glycoprotein IIb of IIb/IIIa complex, antigen CD41) (gene ITGA2B). The transcript has 29 exons. Bases 27 to 3098 code for a protein of 1023 amino acids. Gene Ontology annotation, cellular component: integrin complex; external side of plasma membrane. Gene Ontology annotation, molecular function: integrin binding. Gene Ontology annotation, biological process: cell-matrix adhesion; angiogenesis; integrin-mediated signaling pathway. The record is from RefSeq and is a predicted model, not a curated record. Lineage: Eukaryota; Metazoa; Chordata; Mammalia; Dermoptera; Cynocephalidae.
GCCUAGGAGGUUGUGAGAGAAGGAAGAUGACCAGAGCUUUGUGUCCACUGCAUGCUCUCUGGCUUCUGGAGUGGGCGCUGCUGCUCUUGGGACCUGGUACUGCCCCUCUAGCCUGGGCCUUGAACUUGGACCCCAUGCGGCUCACCUUCUAUACAGGCCCCAAUGGCAGCCACUUUGGGUUUUCAUUGGACUUCCACAAGGACAGCCAUGGAAGCGUGGCUGUCGUGGUGGGCGCCCCGCGGACCCUGGGCCGCAGCCAGGAGGAGACAGGCGGUGUGUUUCUGUGCCCCUGGAAGGCCGACGGUGGCCAGUGCAACUCUCUGCACUUCGACCUUAGUGAUGAGACCCGAAAAGUAGGCUCCCAAACUUUCAAAACCUUCAAGGCCCGGCAAGGACUGGGAGCGUCGGUCGUCAGCUGGAGCGACGUCAUUGUGGCCUGCGCCCCUUGGCAGCACUGGAAUGUGCUAGAAAAUGCCGAGGAAGCUGAGAAGACGCCCGUAGGUGGCUGCUUCGUGGCUCAGCUUCAAGACGGCCGGCGCGCGGAGUACUCUCCCUGUCGGGCCAACACCAUGGGCGACGUUUACGUACAGUAUAAGUUUAGUGGAGACAGGCGCUACUGCGAAGCGGGAUUCAGCUCCGUGAUCACCCAGGCUGGGGAGCUGGUGCUUGGGGCCCCUGGCGGCUAUUUUUUCUUAGGUCUUCUGGUCCGAGCUCCAAUUGCCAAUAUCGUCUCGAAUUACCGGCCGGGCACCCUUUUGUGGCACGUACCCAACCAGCGCUUCACGUUCGACUCCAGCGACCCAGAGUAUUUCGACAGCUACCGGGGGUACUCGGUGGCUGUGGGAGAGUUCGACGGGGAUCUCAGCACUACAGAGUAUGUCCUCGGUGCCCCCACUUGGAGCUGGACCCUGGGAGCGGUGGAAGUUAUGGACUCCUACUACCAGACGCUGCACCGGCUGCACGGAGAGCAGAUGGCUUCGUAUUUUGGGCACUCAGUGGCCGUCACUGACGUCAAUGGGGAUGGGAGGCAAGACCUGCUGGUGGGCGCUCCACUGUACAUGGCGAGCUGGGCGGGCCGCAAGCUGGCCGAGGUGGGGCGUGUGUACUUGUUCCUGCAGUCCCGAGGCCCCCACGCCCUGGGCACCCCAAGCCUCCUGCUGACAGGCACACAUCUCUAUGGGCGAUUCGGCUCGGCCAUCGCGCCCCUGGGCGACCUCGACCGCGAUGGCUACAAUGAUGUUGCAGUAGCCGCCCCCUACGGGGGUCCCAGUGGUCGGGGCCAAGUGCUGGUGUUCCUGGGUGGGAAUGAGGGGCUGAGCUCACGCCCCUCCCAGGUCCUGGACAGCCCCUUCCCCACACGCUCUGGCUUUGGCUUCUCCCUGCGAGGUGCUGUAGACAUCGAUGACAACGGAUACCCAGACCUGCUGGUGGGAGCUUACGAGGCCAACAAGGUGAUUGUGUACAGAGCUCAGCCGGUGGUGAAGGCCACUGUUCAGCUGCUGGUGCAAGAUUCGCUGAAUCCUGCUGUGAAGAAUUGUGUCCUGCAACAAACCAAGACACCAGUGAGCUGCUUCGACAUCCAAAUGUGUGUGGGAGUCACUGGGCACAACAUUCCUCAGAAGCUGCACCUAAAUGCUGAGCUGCAGCUGGACCGGCAAAAGACCCGCCAGGGCCGGCGGGUGCUACUGCUGAACUCUCAACAGGCAGGCUUCACCCAGAGCCUGGACCUGAGCGGAAAGCACAGCCCCGUCUGCCACACCACCACGGCCUUCCUUCGAGACGAGGCGGAAUUCCGGGACAAGCUGAGCCCCAUUGUGCUCAGCCUCAACGUGUCCCUGCAGCCCGAGAAGGCUGGAAUAGCCCCUGCUCUCAUGCUACAUGGAGACACCCAUAUCCAGGAGCAGACACGCAUCGUCCUGGACUGUGGGGAAGAUGGUGUGUGUGUCCCCCAGCUGCAGCUCGCUGUCAACGUGACAGGCUCCCCGCUGCUAGUUGGCACUGAUAAUGUGCUGGAGCUGCAGGUGGAUGCAGCCAACGAGGGUGAGGGGGCCUACGAGGCAGAGCUGGCCGUUCACCUGCCCCCAGGUGCCCACUACAUGCAGGCCCUCAGCAACAUGGAGGGCUUUGAGAGGCUCAGCUGUAACCAGAAGAAGGAGAACGAGACCAGGGUGGUUCUGUGUGAGCUGGGCAACCCCAUGAAGAAGAGUACCCGGAUAGGAAUCACGAUGUUGGUGAGUGUGGGAAACCUGGAAGAAGCUGGGGAGUAUGUGUCCUUCCAGCUGCAGAUCAGGAGCAAGAACAGCCAGAAUCCAAACAGCAAGACUGUGCUGCUGGAUGUACCAGUCCGGGCAGAGGCUCAAGUGGAGCUGCGAGGGAACUCCUUUCCAGCCUCCCUGGUGGUGGUGGCAGAAGAAGGUGACAGGGAACAGAACAGCUUGGACAGCUGGGGCCCCAAAGUGGAGCACACCUAUGAGCUCCACAACAAUGGCCCUGGUGCUGUGAGUGACCUCCGCCUCAGUAUCCACCUACCCAGCCAGUCCCAACCCUCUGACCUGCUCUACAUCCUGGAUGUACAGCCCCAGGGGGGCCUCCAGUGUUCCCCACAGCCCUCUCCCAACCCCCUCAAGCUGGACUGGGGGCUGCCCACCCCUAGCCCUUCCCCCAUGGCCCAUCACAGGCGGGAGCGCAGACAGGCAUUCCUUCCAGGGCCCAAGCAGCCCUCAAGCCCUCAGGAUCCCAUUCUUGUGAGCUGCGACUCGGCACCCUGUACCGUGGUGCAGUGUGAGCUGCAAGAGAUGGCGCGUGGGCAGCGGGCCAUGGUCACCGUGCUGGCCUUCCUGUGGCUGCCCAGCCUCCGCCAGAGGCCACUGGGUCAGUUUGUGCUGCAGUCGCACGCUUGGUUCAACGUCUCCUCACUUCCCUAUGGCGUGCCCACUUUAAGCCUGCCCAGCGGGGAAGCUCUGGUGCAGACACAGCUGCUUCGGGUCUUCGAGGAGAGGCCCAUUCCAAUCUGGUGGGUGCUGGUGGGUGUGCUGGGUGGCCUGCUGCUGCUCACCCUCCUGGUCCUGGCCAUGUGGAAGGUGAGGUGUGAAGGAUAGUAGAGUCCCCAGGUGGGCACAGGCUUGGCCCUGCCCUAUCUCACAAGGAAGCGGGGAGAGAUGUGGCUCAGGUGGGUGAUCCAGAGCCCAUAGGAUCUACGUCCCCACUAUAAGAAUGUCAUUCUCCAGAGGACCUCCUCCAGGGCAUAUACCUCUGGAAGGGGUGCAACUGAAAUCCUAAGACCUUUAGAAGGUACACACACACA